UAUUUACUCAUAUGGUUUCAUACCUAUAUUUACAAUUUAUACAUUUAUUGGUGUGUAUAUUUAUACUUUUUCAUUCCAAUAAAGCGGGCAUAGUUAUGCUUCGAGUUACUUUCGUGUUGUUUUGCCUUCUUUGCUAUGUAAACCGUGUACGAGCGGACUGUGCUUGCAACAAAGGCGUGGAUCGAGAGUCGGACAAAUCAAGCAAUUCAGCCAUAGAAACCAAACAAUUUCCGGUUUGCCAUCAAAUCGAAAAGGACAACAAUCACUGCCGUAAUUAUUACCCAGAAGAUCCCUUAAUGUCCGUCAUACCGGGCGGAAGUUUUCUUAUCGGGACUGAUGAACCACAUUUCGUUAGCGAUGGCGAGUCGCCGGAGCGUGUUGUUAUUAUAUCAGAUUUCUAUAUUGACAAAUACGAAGUAUCUAAUACCAAAUUUAUGGACUUUGUUAAGUCUACGAAUUAUACUACUGAAGCAGAGAGAUUCGGGGAUAGCUUCUUAUUUAAGUCUCUUCUAACAUCAGAUAUGCAAAAGAUGUACGAAGACUUUCGUGUUGCGAGCGCACCAUGGUGGUACAAAGUCAAAGGAGUUUCAUGGCGGCAUCCACAAGGUCCGCAAAGCACCAUCAACGAUUUUUUGGAUCAUCCUGUUGUUCAUGUGUCCUGGAAUGAUGCGGUAGCUUAUUGCAACUGGGCAGGAAAACGGUUGCCCACAGAAGCAGAGUGGGAGGUUGCAUGUCGAGGGGGAAAGAAACGCAAACUCUUUCCUUGGGGAAAUAAAUUAUCACCACGCGGCAAACAUUGGUUGAAUAUUUGGCAAGGCGAAUUCCCAGAUGAUAACACUGCGGCCGAUGGCUAUGGCAUAACCUGUCCUGUCAGCGAAUUCCGUCAAAACGACUAUGAUAUUUAUAACAUUGUGGGAAAUGUUUGGGAAUGGACACAAGACAGCUGGCAAAAAGAUGAGGUUGGUCCGAAUGCUCAGCGUGUAAAGAAAGGUGGUUCCUACUUAUGUCAUGAAUCCUAUUGCUUUCGAUAUCGGUGUGCUGCUCGUUCCCAAAACACUGCAGAUAGUUCAUCCGGAAACUUGGGCUUCCGUUGCGCAAAGAAUGCUUAAAUAUCAACUUUGGUCUACACCGGAAUGAAUAUGUAUUAUAUGCACAAAUAAAAUAACUUUGCAAGGUAUAUACAAAUUAAA
Messenger RNA from Rhagoletis pomonella (apple maggot), 1190 nucleotides. Its product is annotated as formylglycine-generating enzyme-like. The transcript is spliced from 3 exons. Bases 12 to 1109 code for a protein of 365 amino acids. NCBI's taxonomy places the organism in Eukaryota, Metazoa, Arthropoda, Insecta, Diptera, Tephritidae. Gene Ontology annotation, cellular component: endoplasmic reticulum. The record is from RefSeq and is a predicted model, not a curated record.